GUUGUUUGACAACAUGAGUGCACCUACUCUAGAGACUCAGAAACCAGAAGAAUGAAUUAAUGAGACUAACAGAACAAUGACAUCCACUGCAAGGACCAGCUUCACCUUGAUUCCUAACCAGAAAUACAGACGCAGUAACCGUCACUCCAGACAGCACUGCGACACCAUGGAUACAGAUCCCCAGACUCUGUCAACACUUGGAUAUUUUAAAACAUUGCCAUUAGAGAUAUUUCAAAUGCUAUUGAAUUAUCUCUCAGUGAAGGAUAUCAGCAUGCUGUGCAUGGUGUCAAAAACCAUCAGCAACCGCCUUAUUACUUACAUCUCAACCCCAUCAGGAAACCGAAGGCUGUUAUUGCAAGACUUUCAUAACAUUGAGCUACUUGGCAAGAGAGAAGGAUCCUAUAUAUUAGAGCACUACAAAUCUCUAGGAUUGUUGCUUAAAAGAUGCACACUUCUAUUACCUACAAAAGAUAGGCUAAAGUAUAUACACAAGAUACUCUCAGAAGUUUCCUGCUUUAAACUUAAUGGCUGUCCGAGUCCUUUGCACUGUUUAGGAUUACAGUGCUACGGGGUAUUUUUACAGAUCCUAACAGCAGGCUGGGAUGAACUGGAGUGUCACCGGGUUUUUAACUUCCUCUGUGAGCUGAGCAAUUUACCCCGUAAAGUACAGACAGUUGUCAGCAGCAAACCAGGAAGUGCCCGAAAGCUGGAGCUGCGGAUAAGGUUAUUCUGUCGUAGUGUCUUGUUGAACCACUGGAUUCAUCGAAGUGAUUCUGCAUUUUGGUUGACUCGUAUUUUAAAGCCAUGGCCGAUGGUUAAUCAAGCUCGCCUGUUGUAUAUCAUCUUUGGGCCAGUGUCCUCUCUUGAUGGACAUGUGGUUUGGCAGAAAAUGAUAGAAGGACCAACAGAUGAGACCAGUCUGAAAGGUCUAGCAGAUGCAAUUAAACUGCUGUAUGAUACAGAAGCUAGAGAAUGGACAGCAGACGAUGUUAUCAGUCUUGUGGAUGAGCUGUCAGUUGUUCCCCGGGAGUGGCUCAUGGAGAACAAUGCUCGGCUUCUUAUUCUGAGUGGAAACAACAUCUGCUUCACUUUCAUGGCCAGCAAAGCUGUGAAUGGAAGAGCUUUUGAGUUAGCCAGACUUGUGGUCUUCCUGGCUUUGGUCUGUGAGAAGGAUCUGUACUGCAUGGACUGGGCAGUAAAAAUGAUGCAGAAGGUCUGCAAAGUUUUCAGCACUCCAGGGGAGAGAAACAACUUUCUGCAGAGCGUGGAGAACGCCUUUGCUCAUAUGAUCAUGGACAUGCUACAGGCAGUACUGUCCGGGGAUCGCGAUGAAGAGGACAUCAGCUUUUUGAAUUUGUUUCACCUCAUAAAUGCACAAGCUAACUUCCAUAAGGAAAUCCUGUACCUGACCAUGAGAAGCAACACCAACGCUAUCUGAUGCUCUGAAUUGUACAGACUCUCGCUCUACUCCUGCUGGAUGUCUUUUCCCUUUAUUUAUUUUUAUUUUACUUUUUCACAUUUGCAUAGCAGUGCUUGGUUAUUUCUCUAAUUUCUACCCCAGUAAGAGCUGGAGUGACAGCAGGAGAAGCUAGUGGCAUACAUGUCAUAACAGCUGAGUGAGCUCAUGGAACGUAUUGGGGGACCUCUAACUGUUCAAAGGAGAGUUUUGCACAUCAGGCUCCUCUGAGGCUGUGUUCAGACGCGCUGAGGAAGCGGGCUGGGGGCCUUUGGUUUGGGAACAUAAACUGCAUUCUUUUCCCACUGUGUAUGUUUGCAUACGCAAUAAAAGUAACAUGGUUUUCAUAUUUGAUGCACAUACACAUAAUAAAGAAUGUUAUCUUAGGUCAGAACCAAAAGCAUUUUGAUCUUUUAAUUUUGUUUUCUCUUGGGAAUCCAAGGAGAAAAAAAAAAAAAAAAAAAAGAAAAAGCCAUAAUUAGAGAAGCACGGCUACAUUUUUUUCAGUUAGCCUGGGUCUCUCUCUCACUAACUCUUCCAUUCUGUGACAGAAGUGCUCCAUAGAUUGUUCAGUUUUGGCAGAAAGAGUUGAUUCGUGAAAACAAUUUAACUGUUUUGAUUAAGUAGUUUGAUUUUUCUUUUCCUUCAAACUCCAGGUGCCUUCUAACCAAUAAAGCAGAAGAAACUUCAAAUCCCUCCCCCAGCCCACUGUAGGAACUGAACUGUUAAAGUGUAUUUGCCUCUCAUAGGACUUAGCUAAGUUGAAGACAAGUUAAAUAAAACCACAUAGGCUAAAGUCACCAUUUCAGCAAGGUAUAUAAAUGUUUGCUACUUACAAAAACCUUUGAUUUUCUGCUAUAUUGCCUUCAAAACAAAAAUACGUAAUAUGUAAUAAA
This is a messenger RNA of Oxyura jamaicensis (ruddy duck), 2352 nucleotides long. RefSeq names its product F-box protein 47 (gene FBXO47). The coding region runs from base 77 to 1438 and encodes 453 amino acids. Gene Ontology annotation, molecular function: protein binding. The transcript has 11 exons. Lineage: Eukaryota; Metazoa; Chordata; Aves; Anseriformes; Anatidae. The record is from RefSeq and is a predicted model, not a curated record.